AUGGAAUCAGAGUUGAGCGAUGAGGUUUCAAGGGCUUCGAGCUCACAGGGUAAUCAUAUGGCAAGAACACAAAAAAGAUGGGAUGAUAUACCUUCGGAACUAGCCACGCCCGCUGAUGAGCGCGACGUAGAGAGGUUUGGUACUGAUUCUGUACACCAGCCCGUGGACCCGCGGUACUACAUGUCACCAGGACAGCUGUACUCCACUGAUUCGGGAUCUUUGUUCCAUGCGGGGAAAAUACUGAUUGCGCUCGUUGGCUUACCUGCUACGUCCAAGACACUGUUGGCGGUGGCUAUCACCAGGUAUACGAGGUGGCUAGGGGUGAGGACCAAAUCGUUCCAUGUUUCUGAGUACAGGAACAAGACGGAGGAUGGGGUGGACUCUUCUUGCUCGAGCACUGGGUUGGAGUUUGAAAGGAAGUGCGUUCACCUCGCUGUUGAUGACAUGAAGAAGUUCUUUCAGGAAAGCAGGGGCCAAAUUGCCACGUACGACGCGCUAAACAUCCAGAAGAAGGACAGGCAGGAGCUGGUCAGGAUUUUUCGGGACCAGGAUGUCAAAGUUCUGUUUAUCGAGUCUAUAAUGACGGACCAAGGGUUGAUUGACGAUAACAUACAGGUUGCUUUGAAUUCUAAGAAAUACAUUAACUGGGAUAAACAGAGGGCCAUAGAUGAUUACACGACGAAACUGUCCGUUAACGAAAGUGUCUACGAGCAAAUGACCCCGGAGGAAAACCUGGUCUAUUUGAAGUUCGUCAAUUUUGGGGAGAAGAUAGUCAUCAAUGACAACCAGUACGGUUACUUGGUAAACAAGAUAGUUUUCUUCCUGAUGAACUUGAAGUCGAAAAAAAGUCGCGUGUACUUGGCGAGAUGCGGUACUAGUAACUCCGAUAAAUAUAUCGAUGACGAGUUACUGAACGAGGAAGGUAUUGCGUACUCAAAGAAAAUCACGGACAUAAUCAUAAAUAGAAUCAGGGACAGGAGGGGCUGUACGGAGGGCGAGUUUGACCCCAAGAAAGUGAUGGUUUGGGCUGGGCCAAGGAAGAGAACGUAUGACACAGGUAUGUUUUUCCAGCAGCGAGGAGUGUUUGUAGUCGGCCGGUCCCAACUGAAACAAUUACAUCCAGGUGCAAUUGCAGACCUUACAGAGGAACAAGUAAAGAAAAGGUAUCCGAAGGAGUACCAUGACUCGUUGAAGGAUCUCUACCACUUUAGAUUCCCUCGCGCUGAGUCGUACCAUGACCUGGCAGUGCGGAUGGAGUCGUUGCUAAUGGAGUUGGAGCACACCGACAAGGACGUGGUCAUUAUUGCACACGAGUCUGUGCUGAGAGUUCUGUACGGCUACUUACUAGCCUGCACGGUGCCGGACGUCCCUAAGUUGGAGUUCACGCGUGGUGAGAUAACCGAGGUGACAUUCGGACCCUUUUGCAACACAGUGGAGAGGAUCCCAGUACCCUUGGACCAUAAAUAG
Huiozyma naganishii CBS 8797 is the source of this 1467-nucleotide messenger RNA. Its product is annotated as bifunctional fructose-2,6-bisphosphate 2-phosphatase/6-phosphofructo-2-kinase. Gene Ontology annotation, biological process: fructose metabolic process; fructose 2,6-bisphosphate metabolic process. The transcript has a single exon. The coding region runs from base 1 to 1467 and encodes 488 amino acids. Lineage: Eukaryota; Fungi; Ascomycota; Saccharomycetes; Saccharomycetales; Saccharomycetaceae. Gene Ontology annotation, cellular component: cytosol. The record is from RefSeq and is a predicted model, not a curated record. Gene Ontology annotation, molecular function: 6-phosphofructo-2-kinase activity; ATP binding; fructose-2,6-bisphosphate 2-phosphatase activity.